Ambispora leptoticha is the source of this 1613-nucleotide messenger RNA. Lineage: Eukaryota; Fungi; Glomeromycota; Glomeromycetes; Archaeosporales; Ambisporaceae. The record is from the annotation of a GenBank genome assembly.
CUAUUAUCAGAUCUUCUCCAAAUUUAAAAUAUUUUGAUAUUUCUGGUAAUGAUAUCAGGGAUAAGAUUGUUGAAGCAGUAACAUAUCCAUGCCAUGAAUUGGAAUAUCUUGAUCUUGUAGGAUCUCUUGCAUAUAAUAUCCUCAAAAUCACAGGAGAUACUAUAAUUCAAAAAAUCGAAAUCCCAGAAAUCCCGAAAUGCUCAAUCUGUACCAAAGAUAUUUUAGCAGUUUCUUAUAAGGCAUUUACUAUACUCGAAUGUGGACACGUCUUUCACAGAGUUUGUAUUGAGAAAAAAAUCAUGCAUACGGUACCAAGUAUAUGCCCUUUUUCCGGUUGUGGCAAAAGCGUUGAUGUUGUUGAUGAGGGUUCAAGACGAGACUCUGUAUCUUCUCAAACAAGUGGGACCUCGACUCUAGUUGGCGAAUUUACCCGUAAUAUUGGAAUUGGUUCUCCUAGAAUUUCAUCCCAGGAUCGAGACGUGGAUAUGGAUGGAAAUGAAGAAACAGAGCAUCGAGUGGAAGAAUCAUCUACUACAUUCCCCGAAAUGAACAUAAACUCGGUUAAUUUUCACGAAUUAAAUGACAUGAUCAUCAAAGCCGAAGAUAAUAAUCAAAAAACUAGUCAGGAUCUAAUUCGAAGCUACCAUUGUUUUGGGAAAGGAUAUAUGUUGUGGUUUAGUUUUUAUGAUAAAACAUAUAGCGAGGAUUCUUCUAAUAGCCUGGUUAAUGAUAAAAUUAAGGAACACAUUCCCAAUCAAGACAGAAUUACAGAGACUACUAUUCGAAAAAGAAAAAAGGACGAUAACGGUCGGGUUAAAUCCUUUUCUGCGUUAUCUAUUUCAAAGCUGAGUAAAGAUGAUAUCGAUUAUGUAAUAGCCAAAGUUUUGAAGGCGAAUCAAACUUAUCUCUUACUUGAACGAGCACAAGAAUGGUCCUACACUGAAUUUUUAAAUCUUCACCGCAGUGUUAUUCUUUCCUCGCAACCUUUUUCGAACGAUUGGACUGUUCUUAACCUCCCUUGGACUCGUAGAUUUCUGAAUCAAGCAAAAAUACUGAAAUCAGACUAUGAGGCUGUAGAAAAACAGGUCGUGUAUUAUUCCCUCUUUGUAAUAGGGAGCUCCUGUUUAUUGUUGUCUGGACUAGGAAUAUUGGCUGUCAUUCCAUCCAGAGUAAUAGUGAUGGUAAAAAAGCAAAGUGCAAACAAAAGUUUGAAGACCUACUGGAAAGAAAUAAUCUAUGAAUGGGAAAAGAUGGAAGCAAAGCAAGCACAUAUUAUUGGCAGUAUGAAAGUGUACAGCAAAGUUGCAGAACAUAAUGCAAAAACAUCAAUCUCCAAAGACUAUUCUAAUAUCUUUCCUUUGCAAAGUAAAUACCAAAAAUUUACUGAAUACUUAUAUAAACAAGAAGUAUUAACUGAAGGUAUAGAAUUAUCAACCACUUAUAAUGAUACUCCAAACAUGAGACCAAGAAAUAAUAGCCAAAAGUUUGAUAUAGAUCUUGAAAAUGAGAAAAUAAAGUUUGAUUUUACAGUUAUUGAAAAAGAAUUGCAACAGAAACCAAUCAAUAAGUUAGUUCUAUCAAUAUAUCUUAAAGAUUUAGACAAUAUCAGAUAG